AUGGGAGAAUCUCGAGACGACGGCAAGAAGGCACCUACGUGGGAUGGAGACGUCACCAGAUUCCAGGAGUAUCGAGAGCGUGUGAAAUGGUAUGUGGCUGGUCUUCCACAUCGAGACAAACAAGUGGCAGGAGCGAGACUGGCGGCAGCUCUCACAGGAGAAGCAUGGAAGGCGCUCGAAGAGGUUUCAGAUGAAGGACGAGAGCUGCUGGAAAAGACUGGAGGCCACAAGAUCCUUUUAGAGUUCUUGGACGAGACGCUCAUGGACGAACCCAUACCGCCGGAGGCCGCGAAGUACUUGAAGGAAUACUUGUUCACGCUGCGACGGAGGAACAACGAGGGCAUGAAGGCCUACGCUCAGAGGAGCAGGAUCGUCGCAGAUAAGUUGGACCAGAGCUUCAGGCGAAUUGACGAGAAGGACACUACGACAGAGAUCAAGUUAGCCAAGAAGAUGCGGCCCGAGGAGAAGACAGAGUCCGUGACGCUGGAGUCCACUCGCGAACGAGAAGGCCCCGAAGGCGAAGAUGAAGGCGCAGAGGACGACGGCAGCUGGAAGGACGAGAACGACGGCUACUGGAAGGGUAGCUGGUGGUAUGGCAGCAGCUGGUGGUCGAGUUCACCGACGGGGUCAGCUGGCUGGACCUGGCCACAGGCGACGACAUCGCUGAAGGCACACAAGAAGGUGACGCUGAAGGAAAAGGCUACGGAUGCGCUGUGCUCACUGAUGGCACGUUUCGACCUGGAGGAUGACGAUACCGACAUCAAGGCGCUGAAGGAGGUGGCGACAGAGGCGCGCGAGACGCUGAUCCCGUCGGUGAUGGCGGGCUGGCUGCUACUACAACGAGCCGGACUGAAUGCUCAAGAGCGCGCGGGAGUCCUGUCGUCAGCCAAGAACUCGCUGAAUCUGAAGAACAUCGAGGCAGCGCUGCGGGACCAGUGGGCAGACGUGGACCUGAAGGAGCACGACGCGCACAACAAGAAGAGAGACAUAUUCCCGCACAAACCUGGCCGUGGACGAGCACUAGGAGUGUUUGGAGAAGAUGAAGAUGAUCAAGAGGAGGCUCCAGACGACUACGACCCGGAAGACGACUACGAAGCCUACGCGGAGUUCGACUGGGACGAGGACGAACUCGACCUCGAAGGUCUGGACGAGGAGGAACGCGCGGAGGCAGAGGAGGCACUGGCGGUCAUCGCCGGAGCCAAGAAGGACGUCAAGAACCAGAAGAGGACGCUGGCACAAGCGCGGGCCGUGGUGAAAGAUAUCAAGCAAAGCCGAGGGUUCUUUCAGAAGGGCAAGGGCAAGGGCAAGAAAGGCGGCAAGGGCCAAGGAGGGCCGUGCUUCAUCUGUAGCGGACCGCACAGGAAGGCCGACUGCCCGAAGAACCCGGAGAAUCGAAACAAGGAGCAACCACGCGGACGAGCAUCUCAGGUUGGAGCGUUGACGUUCAGCUUCGCGAACUGGGAGGCCAACGACGACGAGCUCGAGGAGAACGACCUGGAGAUGGCCUACACGGAGUUCGAGGUGGAGCACGCGCUGGCCGGUCUCGCGGACGAGACGGAGGGGUGCAUGGUGCUCGACAGCGGAGCGACGAAGACGUUCGGGUCGAUCGUGGCGCUCGAGAAGAUCAUCGAGAAGCAGCAGCAGGCAGGAAUCGACACGAGCAACGUGAAGGUGGAUGUGACAGAUCGACCGAAGUUCGGGUUCGCUAACGGCGACGCGGAGCAGUGUUCGUGCCGGACGAACCUCCCGCUGCAGGCGAACGGCAAUCUAGGUAGCGUGUCGGGCUACGCGCUGAACACCAAGGGGGACCGCUACGUGCCGUUGCUGGGGUCAGUGGAUUUCUUGAAGCGUGCUGGAGCGAUCAUUGACUUCGAGACGGGGAUUGCCUGCUUCAACAAUAUCACGAAGAACAAGGUGGCGAAGCUCAAGCGGAUCUCGACGGGACAUCUGUGCAUCGACAUGACGAAGGACCUCUACGACGCGAAGGUGAACUACACUGACAGGGAGGACUUCAAGCAGAAGCUCGAGGAUUUACAGCAGUCCGACACGAACGACAGCUCGAUCAAGGACUGCGAGUACUUCGACCCGAUUUCGGAGAUUUUCGGCGAUCCAGACCACACCGACACGAUCGAAGUACGUGACUACCGAUACGUGUGA
Prorocentrum cordatum is the source of this 2157-nucleotide messenger RNA. The record is from the annotation of a GenBank genome assembly. NCBI's taxonomy places the organism in Eukaryota, Dinophyceae, Prorocentrales, Prorocentraceae.